CAACCUUCGCCUUCUGAUUAACUUGGCACGUGUUUCUUUGUAGCGGUGUUCAUAGUCAAUUUCGACUCGACGCCACGCUACAAUCUAGCGCUUUCUGAGCUUUCUUAUAAUCCUUUUACUUAAAACAGGGAUUUUCGCCAUAUUACUCUGAUUUAAGACCUCUAUCCGUCUCCCUCGUAAUUAUACUAUAAAUACUGGUGGCAACGUUAUUACUGUACAUGCUACUCAACAGACCUACAACCACUACUGUUCUUAUGAGAGUAAUGAUUAUAAUGACAAUAAUAAUAAUAAUUGUUAUAGAAAAUCUGCCUCAUUUUUACUCUUGUCACAUACACUCACCCUUCUGUCUAUGAACUUUAAUUUAUUUAUUCUCUUGUUCAACUUAUUGAUGGUAUUUUUUCACCCUAAUUUUUACUCAACUGCGUUCUAAUUUCAGACUUUUCACUUUUCAACCAACCAUUCUCCUGACCUGUAACGCGAUUUGCUAUGGCUUGAGCGGCUGUACUGUCUCACAAAAAUGAGUCUACUUAGUCACGAUGUGUCAAGCAAUAAGUGCCUGUUGAGUUCACUAAGAUAAUUGCAACUGAGUGGUUGGAAUACUUUCAGUGAGCGCUACCAAGGCCCUGUAAUCGUGCCGCAACAACAGAAACGGAACAAAAUAUGAUCAUCCGAUCCAUAAUAGCUUCUUAUAAAAAAAUUUCAGAUACAAGCUGGUUAUGAACAACAAGUUUUACAUGACGGUCAUUAUGACAACGCGUCGCACAUAUUUGAAUAUUUAACUGAACAUCAAGGUACUUUGUGGACGGAAAACAGUGAACGAAAUUGAAUACCAGGAUCUUGUUAUGCAGGCACGGACUGGCGGUGCUUUUCUAUGAGUUCAAAACUAUACGAUUUCCAAAUCUCAGAAUUUAUAUAAAGCCUAAUGACAACGGAAACACUGAAAGAGGAGGAUAUCGGUAAUUGCGAAUACAGUGAAAAGAUAUCUGAGGAAAAGAUCUCAAUUGAAGAUACCGAUGAUGAUGAUGAUUAUAAAUUAACUUUAAAAAAUCUUUGGGGUACAGAUAUAGCUAAUUAUUUUUUAAAUCCAAAUUUUCAAAAAACCACAAAAAUUAAAUCAAUUACCAAUCAAUCAAUUGCAAAUCAAUCAAUAAAUGAUAAUCUUUUCAUUGGCGGUUAUCCAAAUGGUAUGUUACAUGGUGCUCGUAUACCAUUUCAUUAUAAAUUAAAAUCAUGGUUAUUUGAUUUAAAACAAAUUAAUAUGAAUCAAUCAAUUGAUAAUCGAAAAUCCAUAAAAUCGAUCAAAUCAAUGAAAUCAAUGAAAUCAAUAAAAUGUCCUAUUAUUUCUCAUUUACCAACUAGAACAAAUAGUAUAUUUAAUUUAAUUGAUUUAUUAAAAUAUCAUAUAGGAACAAAUUAUAGUGCACAAUAUUUAUGGAAUUUAUUAAGAUAUAAAUCAUAUGAACAAUUAAUUAAUUAUGAAAAACAAUUAACUAAUGAAGAACAAAUUACAUAUAGUGCAUUUACACAUGAUUAUGUAUUAAAGGGAAAAGAAAAGCCACCUUUAUGUGAUUUCAUUCGUGAAAAUCCAUCAAAUUCAUUAAUGAAUAUCAUGAAACAAUUAAAAUCACCAUCAAUUGAAAAACAAUUACGUAAAAUGAAUUUAUCCGUAUCAUGGGCUGAUAGAAAUCAAGAUCAAUUUCGUAUGAUCUCAUUUCAACAAAAUUUAAAAGAUGCAAUCAAAUCCAUUGAAAAUAAUCAGUUCACAUCUUCAUUAUUGAAUCAUCAUCAGCUAAAAAUAAAACAUGAAUUGGAUUCGAACUUAAAAUUGAAUGAUCAACAAGUUGAUCAAUUAAUGUCAUUCUAUCCUACGUUGAAAAAUAAACAAAAUGAAACAUUCAUUGAUAAUGAUAUUCAACCAUUAGAAAAUUACUUUCCAGACUACUCUAAAAUACAAGAUUCCAUCAAGAAAGUAUCAAAAUUACCUAAUAGUGAAACUAUGACAAAGAAGUCGACCAAAUCAUUUGAUCAUUUAUCAUUUUGGCAUGCAAAUCAAUCAAUCAAGUCUCCAAAUAAAACUGAAAUACAAUAUCAAUCUAUAAACAAUAAACAAGAGAAAACUUCAUAUCAACUUAAAUCUUUAAGAAAACCAUCUAAUAUUUCAAUAUCUACUUCAUCAGUUGACAAGAAAUUACAACCUCUUUGUUGGUCUGAUCUACUUGAAACCAAUAAACAAAGAGAUUAUUCUAAACACAUUAGUGGAUUAUAUUCAUCAUUAUCUAAUGAGAAUUCAAGAAAUAAUUCAAUGGAUUGUUCAUUUAUAAAGAAAACAUUAUGGAAACCAGCUAAAGCAAUUGUAUCAUAACUUUAUAAUAUCACAUUGUCUUCAUCAUCAUCUUCUUCUUCAUCGUUGUCAACACUGUCAGGAUACUUUAACUUGGUGAAUUAUCUUUGUUUUUUUUAUAUUAUUCAGAAUUCCAAAGAUAACAAAGAGUUAUUAGAAAAAAAUAACACUGAAUGGUUGUUUCGUUCUAGUAUGGGACUACUAAGCAAAGUGCAUAUGAAACAGUAUCAUACAAGGAAUUGAAACCAAGACUUAUGGUAUCGUACAUGAAUGCUUAAACACUAGACUAUUGAGCCGGCGUACAUUAGUGUAUACAUUCCAAAUUUUAGUUAGUUCAUGAUAUUGUAUGACUGUUUUCGUCCUCGUAUUGUGUAAAUCUUAUUUUCCAACUAUUCUAAGUAUUGUCACAUACUUACUUACUUACGCCUGUUACUCCUCUUGAAAGAACAUAGGCCGCUCAUCAGCAUUCUCCAUCCAACACUGUCCUGGGCAAUCCUUUUCAGCUCCUUCCAGUAGUUACUCAUCCUUCUAUUUCCCAACGUAAUGUGUUCUUUGGCCUUCCUCUUUUCCACCUUCAUUCAGGAUUCCAAGUUAGGGCUUGCCUUGUGAUGCAGUUUGACGAUUUGCGUAGGGUAUGUCCUAUCCAUUUCCAUCGUCUUUUCCUAAUUUCCUCUUCACCUGGAAGCUGGUUUGUUCUCUCCCACAAAAGGCUGUUGCUGAUGGUAUCCGGUCAAUGGAUGUUGAGUAUCCUGCGUAGACAGCUAUUUAUAAAUACUUGUACCUUCUUGAUGGUGGUUGUUGUAGUUCUCCAAGUUUCAGCUCCUUACAGCAGAACUGCCUUGACGUUGAUAUUGAAGAUUCUGACUCUGAUAUUGGUUGACAGACAGUUGUUUUGAGUUCCAUAUGUUGUCCAGUUGUAGGAAUUCUGCCCUUGCUUUAUCAAUUCUCGCCUUUACGUCUGCAUCUGAACCUCCUUGUUCAUCGAUUAUGCUUCCCAGGUGCGUGAAAUAUUCCACAUCUUCCAUAGUUUCUCCAUCAAGUGUGAUUGGGUUGGGGUUCUCUGUAUUGUAUUUGAGGGUCUUGCUCUUUCCUUUGUGUAUGUUGAAGCCUAUAUUUCUUUUAUAACCUUAUAAAAACGCUGAUUGGAAGAAUCACCUUCAACAUUUUUAUGGAUCAUAAAUACAUUUUAAAGGAAUUAUCAUAGACUCUUAACAGAAUAAAUGGUCUUUUUUCUCACCAAAUUAACAUGAGGUUAAACAAUUCAAAGAGCAAAUCGAUUGUUUACUUAUAACAGUUAAAUCUGAUCACGCCUUUUCGACCAGAUGUGCCUCAGUAAGCCCAAUGAACUAUUUGAUUAUUCGUGUACUUGCUGUAAUUUAAACAUUUGAUCCACUGUGUAAAAUUAUAUGUGAGUCUGAUUGAGCGCAUGUCUGCAUAGCAAUCUUUAUGUAUUCUUGAUUAUGAUCAUGGAUCGAUCAACGUUAGACCACCAUCGAAAUUCUGAAAGCACUGGACGGCCGUCUCAUCCUAAUAUAAGACUACUCAGUGAGCAUCCACAACACCGCAUGAGGAAUUCGAACCCAGGUCUUUGGGUCUGGAGCGGUUUUAAACACAGUCAAUCAAUAACUUACCCACAAUCGAUUAAUACUCAUAAAGAUAUAUAGAUUUUUUUACAGUCACACACACUCGCUUCCCUAUGUGUUUGCUUUCUCCAUGAUUCCGAAGUUUUACUAAUUAUUAACAAUUUACUAUCUCUACAAAUAGUGUUCUCACUUUUGAAUAAUCUCAAGUGAACUCCUAAUACUACUAGGAGAUUUGACUUGUGUCAAAUACACAGUUAACGGGAUACUAUUUAUUGGAGUUAGAUGUAGAGGAAAUUAGCCUCUAUAGGUUAAAUACAUCUUUGUAUAUUCAACUAAAUGCAUAUGGAUAUGAACAAAUAUGACAUAAUCUAGUAAUUUAACUAAUAUAUAUGCACAUUUGUGCAUCGGUACAAGUUGCCAUAUCUCAUUAGCACAAUAAGAUGGAUACCGAAUUUAUAGGAGAAGGUAAUUCAAUAGUGGUAAUAUAUAAAAGAAAGACUGAAUAUUAGAAUAUAGUACAGGAAGAAAGAAUUAGUACGUAGAGACAUAUGAAGCGAUUUUAAUCUCAUAGUUUAAGGGAAGACAAAGAGUGUAUACACUGACACCAUUGUGAUCGAUUCCGAGUCAUAUUGCGGUGCGUGCUACUUAUAUUGAUAUAAGUAAUAUAUAACGCGAGUUAAAGAACGUAAUGUCUGGCAGCAGAAGAUGGGGGAAGAUCAAGAAAGGAAGAGCGAGAACACAAUGGAAUUUGUAAGAAACCGCAUGAACAAUGAAAUGUGAGACAGUGGAUUGAUGUUUGCAACGGCAACAGUCCGGUUUGAUAUGAUGAAAUGAUAUUUUGCAAAUUAACGAUUUACUAUUUGGUUUUUCUAUUUUACCAAGAAACUCUGUAAUUUUGUGCUAACCGUAUAUUCGGUUGUCCCUGCCUGCGUUUUGUUCACUACGAUAUCACCUACAGUGUCCAACCAUUGGGUACGAUAGUCACACGUACCCCAACCAGGCAGUCUGCAUCUACCAACAUGGCUCAGACUAGAAGUUAGUGACUUCAAGGAUUGGUGCGACGUUUUUUGUUUGGCCACCCCUAACUUUAUUCCAUCCGUCUCUAACACUAGUCAGCAUUGUGAAUCGUGGUAAUCAGUGUUUAGGUAUAUGUAACACGUAACCCAACCAUCUUAUUCGAUGAAGAUUCACAACCUCAUCAACUGAUUUAUCGUCAUUCCCUAACACCCUGAAUGUAACCUCACUUUUGCUUACCCAAUGAUCCCAUCAGAUGUGAGCAAUAUUUCUAAGACAUCUGUGAUCAAUUCCCAGUAACUUACAAGUAUCUUCUACUCUUAAUAGUUAUGUUUCACGAUCGUAAAUAAUACUCAAUAAUCAAUUCAUAUGAUUCCUAACUAUCUUCUAUUGAAUAGUUUUACAUAUUUAACCUACCACAGUUAUGAUAAUGAUGAUAAAUCUUCAAAAAAAAAGAGAAAACUCCCUAGCGCACUAGGUAGUAGACUAGGUAACAUGUAGACAUCUUAUGUUAAAAAGAAAGAAAGAAAAAAGAAAAACACCAGUGACAGUAGGAGUGAGUAGUUAGGCUAAGAUUACUAGAAAACAAACGAUGGAACUCCUAAAUAGAGUUUAAAAAAUUUACGGCGUCAGACUGAAAACGAACCAAAACAGACAUCCAUCUUCAUAUUAGUUUUGUUAUUAAUAUACUAUACUAAUAUAAUAAUAGUCUACUAUGGAAGAGAAAAAACCAGAUUGCAAUGGGGGAGGAAAUCAGGAAGAAGUACUGGUAGUGUAUAGGAUACAUAAUGAAGAAAGCAUCCAACUGUGUCAUAAGGCAAGCUCUCACUUGGAAUCCUUAAGGCCAAAGGAGAAGAGGAAGACCAUAGAACACAUUACACUGAGAAAUGGAAACAUAUAUGAGAAGAAUGAACAAUGAUUGGAUAGAAGUAGAAAGGAAGGCAGAGGACAGAUUGAAUUGUAGAAUGAUGGUCGGUGGCCUAUGCUCCUCCAUUGGGGGUAACAAGUGUAAGUAAGUAAGUAAGUAAUACAAUAAUAGGACUGGGGAGCUGCAAUUAUGAGAACGCGAUUAAUACACGAUACUUAGAUUGGAAUGCAUUAUACGAGAUAUAUAAAUCACAAACUAAAAUAGAAAAUUAGAGAAUAAGUUAGAUAAUAUUUGAUUUAAUACUAUUAAAGAACUGUCUAUACUUGAUGAAUUCAGAGUAAAAGUUAGUACUAGGAAGAAAGGAAUGAACAUUCAACUUAUUACCUACACUUAGCGCUGCUGGAUACUAAUAGCAACCUUGUUAGCGGAGAUCGGACUAAACCAUCCCACUUAUGCCUAACCUGGAUUAUUUGGUGUUCACUCUUCCGAACUUUAAAAAUCAUGUUGGUCUGCAGGAUAUACAUACGUAUGAAGAUUAAUUGUAUGAGUCUCGGCUUGUGUAGUUGUGUAGGUAGGUAUAUCCAAAAGAUAUGCAUUUGGCUCGCUAAUGGGAUGUUAACUGAAAUAUUUACCUUAUGUCUAAUUAAAUCAUCAGCCUAAACUAUCAUGUUAAAGACAUAAUAAAAAGAUAUGGUACGAUAUACUAGAAAGAAGUGACCAUUAACAUUCCCUGCGAGGGUGGGUAAACUUAUGUGCACGUCAUGAGAUACAUGGACGAAAGUCUUUGUACCAGUGAUGUGCAUGAAGUGUGUAAGAGACAAUCAAUUGUAGCAAAUACGUUUGAAGUAAGCAGUGGUCAUCUACUAUCCCAAGUGUGUGAAUAUAACUAUAAGUUUUCUAUAGGAUGAAUGAGUGAAUACUUAUGUGUUACCGGUAUGCAUGUAGUCUAUACUUGCCCCUGGUACGACGCCCGCGCCUUAAGACCUGGGAAUCGCAACAAUGUCCCCACGAAUAAACGUCCACGCGGUGAGUUUGUGAGUCUGGAAAAGAGGAUUCUAAUCCAGAUAACUCAAUCAACUUUACUGAAUAAGGAUUCACUAAAUUCAAAUGGCUGAAACACCACACUACAAAAUGAAAUCAUAUAUUUCAUAGUUAGCACCUCUCAGUCCAUGUUUAACGAUCAACCACAUCUUACUUUCACUACUAAACGUCGAGUUUUUGUCAAGAACAAUUGAAUGGCGCCACAUUAAUUCAAUAGCAUUAUAUAUACAUAUCAACAAACUUGAUAAUGACUAUAAGUGAUCCAAUACUUCUAAUUUUGCGUCAUGUUGUUUCGUUAUCAAUCAUUUAAAAUCAAAAAUCAGUAUUACAAACGUCAUAAGCAAAGAUGGACAGCGUAUAGCAGUGAAAUCCAGG
Schistosoma haematobium is the source of this 7222-nucleotide messenger RNA. RefSeq lists its product as uncharacterized. NCBI's taxonomy places the organism in Eukaryota, Metazoa, Platyhelminthes, Trematoda, Strigeidida, Schistosomatidae. The record is from RefSeq and is a predicted model, not a curated record. The transcript has 6 exons. Bases 923 to 2362 code for a protein of 479 amino acids.